AUGUUCUCCAGGCCUUUCAGGAAACACGGAGUUGUUCCUUUGGCCACAUACACGCGGAUCUACAAAAAGAGUGACGUAGACAUCAAGGGAAUGGGCACUGUUCAAAGACGAAUGUGCUGUAAGUGUUACCACAGCAAAAGCGGGGGAGUCUGCAAUGUCACCCAGCAUGCCAUGACCAUCAUUGUGAACAAGCAGGUUAAGAACAAGAUCAUCACCAAGAGAAUCAAUGUGUGCAUGGAGCACAUGAAGUACCCUAAGAGCAGGGCCAGCUUCCUGAAGCGCGUGAAGGAGGACAACCAGAAGAAGGAGGAGGCCAAAGAGAAGGGAACAGCGCCAGCCUGCGCCCCCCAGAGACACUUUGUGAGGUAA
Messenger RNA from Psammomys obesus (fat sand rat), 369 nucleotides. Its product is annotated as 60S ribosomal protein L21-like. The record is from RefSeq and is a predicted model, not a curated record. The transcript has a single exon. Gene Ontology annotation, biological process: translation. Gene Ontology annotation, cellular component: ribosome; cytosolic large ribosomal subunit. Gene Ontology annotation, molecular function: structural constituent of ribosome. Bases 1 to 369 code for a protein of 122 amino acids. NCBI's taxonomy places the organism in Eukaryota, Metazoa, Chordata, Mammalia, Rodentia, Muridae.